AUGUCGACGUCUCCGUCGGCGGGCUCCUCCCCCUCCCUAGAAGCUCACACCAAACUCAUAAACUGGGUCCGCAGCCACGGCGGUUCUAUCUCCGACAGCGUGCAAAUCUCCCAAGACUCCACUCGGGGCGUGCACCUCCAAGUGAAAGCCGACUGGCCGGAACCAAUCCCCAGAGAAACACGGGUAAUCAACGCACCGGUGGGGAUAACGCUAUCCUAUUUUAAUGCCAUCGACCACCGCCACCAAUCAUCCUCCAAUGGAGUAUCGUUUUCCAGCCACGGCGUGGUCUUCCCGCGUGCAUUCAUUGACGCCGUCGGGCCCGAGGAAACCACGACCUUUUUCCUAAUGGGCCAGUUCCUGCGCGGCGAAAGCAGUUUCUGGUUUCCGUAUCUGCGCACGCUUCCCCAGCCGGGCCAGUUGACUACGCCGCUGUUUUUUGGGGAGGAGGAUGUGGAUUGGAUUCAGGGGACGGGGAUCCCGGAUGCGAGUGUACAGCGGUUUCGGCUUUGGGAGGGGCGGUUUGAUGAGUCUAUUGCGAAGCUUGAGGAAGUAGAGUUUGAAGAUGUCGACUCUUAUACUUGGUGA
Molecule: messenger RNA, 585 nt
Organism: Penicillium lagena
Lineage: Eukaryota; Fungi; Ascomycota; Eurotiomycetes; Eurotiales; Aspergillaceae
Exons: 2
Coding region: 1-585 (194 amino acids)
Source: RefSeq, a predicted model, not a curated record